AUCGAAUAACACUUCACCACCACCCCACUUCAAGACCACAUAUAUAUAAGGGUCAUGUCAUUAUUCCAUUAGCUAAAACUCUGAGAGAAUGAGUCAACCACCACAGGAUCGUUCAUCAAGGAAGAUAACCUUCUCAUGGGAAAAGAAGCCUGGUGUGUCCAAAGUAAUAACAAGUAGUGCUCAUGUUGAAAGUUUGAUCAUCCCAAAAGAGCAUGAGUUUUUGGCCAAGUUGCCACCCCCUCCUUGCACACCAGAAGAAUCACUAACUCACAAAAACCCUCUUCAUGAUUUCCAAAUUCCACUUCCUCCUUGUGCUUUUCAGCCUCCUUAUUAUAGAACUUCCUCAAAGAGGGGCCUUUGGGUUCAAGACAAAGAUCCCUUCCUAGCCGCUAUCAAAGAGUGCACCAAGAAUCAGAAAAGUGCUAAGGUGAAGAACAAAAAGUCGAUCAAAGAUGGAAUUGAGUCAAGGGUAAGAAAGAGCAUGUUCUUUUUCACAUGUAGCCGAUCAUGCUCAGUUCAUGACAAUAAUUUGGUCACCAUCUCUCAUAUAGAUAAAGAUUGAUCAUGUGUUUUAAUAACUUUCUUAAGUUAUGGUCUAUUGGGAGAUUUCUGUACAAGUCAAAAUCUAGUAUAGUAUACUAAGGUGUGUGAAGAGGAAUAAUCUGAGAAUGAUUCUGCAACUGUUUUGCACGCUUUCUGUUCAUGAUUGAGUGAAUUAUGGUUAGCUGAUUCAUAUGCUGGCCAUUGUUGACUCCA
This is a messenger RNA of Cajanus cajan (pigeon pea), 756 nucleotides long. The record is from RefSeq and is a predicted model, not a curated record. NCBI's taxonomy places the organism in Eukaryota, Viridiplantae, Streptophyta, Magnoliopsida, Fabales, Fabaceae.